This is a messenger RNA of Macadamia integrifolia, 978 nucleotides long. RefSeq names its product (R,S)-reticuline 7-O-methyltransferase-like. The transcript is spliced from 3 exons. Gene Ontology annotation, biological process: methylation. Lineage: Eukaryota; Viridiplantae; Streptophyta; Magnoliopsida; Proteales; Proteaceae. The record is from RefSeq and is a predicted model, not a curated record. Gene Ontology annotation, molecular function: S-adenosylmethionine-dependent methyltransferase activity; protein dimerization activity; O-methyltransferase activity. Bases 1 to 978 code for a protein of 325 amino acids.
AUGCUCAGCUUCGCAGAAUCCAUGGCCCUGAAAUGUGCGGUUGAGUUACGCAUAGCCGAUAUAAUCAACUCCCACGGCCAUCCCAUUACCUUACAGGAGAUCGCCGCCAGCAUUGACUCUCCUUCUCCGGACGUCGACUACCUAGCACGACUCAUGAGGCUACUGGUGGACAAAUGCAUCUUCACCUCGUCACAACCCAUAGCCGAUGACAUCAAAGACUCUUCCAAAUGGCUCUUAAAGGACUCCUCCUCCUCCUCACCAAGCCUGGCAGAAAUAGACCAUCCAUGGUUUAUGGCUCCUUGGCAUUACCUUACUAAAUGUGUCCAAGAAGGCAGCGUGGCUUUCACCAAAGCUCACGGUUGCGACAUCUGGGACUUCGCUGCGGCCAACCCAGAGUUCAACAAUCUCUUCAACGAGAGCAUGGCCUGCACUUCAAAGGUUGUUCUCAAGGCUUUGUUGUCGGCCUACGGAGAAGGGUUUGCGGGUAUGGGAUCAGGGUCGGUGGUGGUGGAUGUGGGAGGAGGGACUGGGAUGGCGGUGGCGGAGAUUGUGAAGACUCAUCCGCACAUAAAGGGAAUCAACUUUGACCUACCACAUGUCAUUGACACUGCACCUCAGUACCCAGGCGUCUCUCACAUCGCAGGGGAUAUGUUUGCUUCCAUUCCCAAAGCUGAUGCUCACAUCCUCAGGUGGGUGCUACAUGAUUGGAGUGAUGAAAACUGCAUAAAUAUUUUGAAGAAUUUCCGCAAAGCAUUGCCAGAAAAAAAUGGAAAGAUUAUAUUUGUUGAAGUGGUGUUGGAGCCAGAAGGAGAAGGCUUAUUUUCUGAAACUGGAUUGGUGUUUGAUUUUCUUAUGAUUGCUCUCAGCUCUGGUGGGAGAGAGAGGACCAAGAUAGAAUGGAAGAAGUUGCAGGAAGCAGGAUUUCCUCGCUAUAAAAUAAUCCAGAUUCUAGCUCUGCCAUAUAUUAUUGAGGCCUAG